Ctenopharyngodon idella (grass carp) is the source of this 4885-nucleotide messenger RNA. Its product is annotated as T-lymphocyte surface antigen Ly-9-like. The transcript is spliced from 5 exons. The record is from RefSeq and is a predicted model, not a curated record. The coding region runs from base 1326 to 2105 and encodes 259 amino acids. NCBI's taxonomy places the organism in Eukaryota, Metazoa, Chordata, Actinopteri, Cypriniformes, Xenocyprididae.
AGCAGUUUUUAUUUUCCUUGUCAUAGUAUGAAUCCUCAAGUUUAGUUGCAAUACAAAAAAAAAAAAUUGAUAACGAUUAAAAUAGCACCCUAAUGGCUAUGUUGAAAUGAUGUGCAUAACUGAGCAGUUUCAAUCUCCUGCCUCAACAUAUAUCAACAAACAAAUUUUAAAGAAAUGGGGGAAAAAAGUAGGUUACUGUAAGCUCAAUCUUAACCAAAAGUUUGAUAUGACAAAAAUCUGAAUAUAAAAAAUAACAGGCUAAUAAUUGUAUAUGAUAGUAGGCCUACAACUGUAAAAGUUCAAUACUAAUAUUUACAGUUCAAUUUCUUUAUUUACAGAGAAUAAACUAUCAAGCUUGUCCUGGCAUGUCUGGAAAUUUUUGCCCACAUGUAUAAUAACUUGAGUGACAGACUGGUGGUUUGUCGGUAUGCUGUGACGUUAGUCCUUAUUUAAAUCCGAAAUUGGUGCUUGGGGCAGGCAGUAAGAAUGUGAUUCUCUAAAAUUGUGACAACCCAUGGGUCUUGGUCCCUGUUUAUGCCAUUGGUAUGUAUUCUCUGCUGUGUCAGUUAAUUUUGGAGUCUCUAUUGCAGGUUUAUCUAUAUAGACUCGCAUACUAGAGGCUGUUUACAGGGUGGGGCUCUCCUGUCUGUUCUGAUUGGGGUGGCACUGCUGCAAGUUGUUUUUUUUUUGUUGUUGUUGUUUUUUUUCCUCUCGAGUGAUUUAUCCUUUUUUACAGUCAAAAAUCCAGUCCGUUUUGGUGUCAGAGCCGGUAUAGCCAACUACAGAAUGUUUGAGCACUGUUUGUGCUCCGUCAAUCUGGAACCAAAUAGAAAUACUAAAGGGAAAAUGGCAAAACACGUAGUGCAGAGCAGAAGCAUCUGAAUGGUAACAGAGCCAGAAGCAAAAAAUAAAUACACGAACACAUCUCUUGCUUAAUUUAGUGCAAACCUGUUUGUUUAAAGUAAACAUUAUGUCACAGUAUAGAUUGGGUGUAGGGUGUUUAAUGCAACAGGCUAUUUUUUAAUGAGUAGAUGUCAUGGCGAUCAGGAAAACAUUAAGAAAAUUAUUGUACUAUCUAGUAAUUUCUCUCAUUCAUAGUUUUAUUCAUAUUGACUAGCCUGAUCUGCUUGCCUCAUACAUCAUAAAUAAAUGUAAUUCCGGUUAAAUUACAAACUGCAUUAAAUAAUUGAUGAGCAAAUGUAUAUACUGAAUUUUUUGGGAAUUAUUAUUAUUAUUAUUUUAUUUUAUUUAUUUAUUUAUUUUUUCCUAAAUCUGUUUCAGGAGUGUUUGGUGUUAAGACGGAUGGAGUGAAAUCAGUGUCAGUGAUGGAGGGAGAUUCUGUCACUCUAAACACUGAUGUUCAAGUACAGAGAGAUGAUCAGAUACUGUGGGUUUAUGGACCUCAAGACUCUCGAAUAGCUGAAAUCCACAGACAGAACAUCUAUGUGCAUUAUAGUGAGAUGUUCAGAGACAGACUCCAGAUGAACAGUCAAACUGGAUCUCUGACCAUCAGAAACAUCAACAAGACGCAUGCUGGACUUUAUAAACUACAGAUCAUCAGGAGCUCAGGGACAAAGAGGAAUAAUUUCACAAUUUAUAUUUAUGCUCCUCUGCCUGUUCCUGUCAUCAGUAGAGACUCUUCACAAUGUUCUUCUCCAGAAUCAUCAAAUUGUUCAUUGGUGUGUUCAGCUGUGAAUGUGAGUCAUGCGACUCUCUCCUGGUACAAAGGAAACAGUUUAUUGUCCAGCAUCAGUGUGUCUGAUCUCAGCAUCAGUCUCUCUCUACCUCUGGAGGUGGAAUAUCAGGAUAAAAACACCUACAGCUGUGUGCUGAACAAUCCCAUCAGCAACCAGACUCAAUAUCUGGACAUCAGAGGACUCUGUCACACAUGUGCAGCAGUGGAACAGAAUUCAAGAUUCCUGGUGGCAACAGCUCUUAUAGCACUGGUGCUGGUGGUCAUAGCUGCAGGUUUCAUUUGCCUAAAAAAAUGUAAACAACCAGGAAAAAUUAAGACUGAUGAUGAAGAGAUGCAUUAUGCUGAAACAACAUUCUCUACACAACUCCAGAGUACGGAGGUUGUUGCAGAAGAACACACAUUGUACUGAACUGUUGUGAUAUGAAUUUAAGAUCCAAAAGACUUCUGUUACCAGGGGCGUUUCCUCUGUGGAGGCAAGGGAGGCAGGCAGGCAGGCAGGCAGUGUCUCCUCAAAAAAAACUGGACAAGAAAAUAAUAUUAUAAAAAUAAUAUAUUUAUGGGGGGUAUAAUCCGUUAUGAUUAGAUAUGAUUGGUUCAUGCGAUAAAUCCCACCUCUUAUUUUUGUGCACAUUCAUGGAUCGGCCUGAAUGAAGAUAAUGAUGGCAUUAAUGGGAAGAUUAAUUAAAAAGUAAGCAAACAACUUUGAUAUCACUGCUUCAUGUCACGUCAAAAUCAAACUUGAAAUGGCCUAAAAACAUAAUGACUGUGGGGGUUUUAGUGAGCAACCGGCUUGGUAAAGUUAAAGGUAUAUCUUUGUGUUUGACCAGUGCGUACAACUGUAACAGACGUAGUCUAAUAAGAGCUGUGCGUGUAAACCUCAAAUUGAUUAAUCUCAAUAAAUCUUUACUACCAAGCUAAUCACCAGUACCCAGAACUAGUUGUUACACAGUCCCCAAAUGGAUACAUGAACAAACAACUGAAUUUGCAUGCCUUGUGGGGAACAGGAGGGAUCCCUAAGCUAUCAUUUGUUUUUUGUACAUAUGAGAUCAUUGUAUCAGUUACACUGAGAUAUUCUGAAUAACGCCAAACAUGAAGCUUACUUGAAUUCAUGAAGAGCAUUAUCUUGCCUAUACCUUCACAAUUGGGCUGUGGAGACAGAUGUCUGUAUGUUAAUUCUGCAACAAAAAAAACCUCUGUCAAGCUCCAGAAGUUUGCAGAUGACACAACAGUCGUUGGCAAGUCAUUCAGGUUCCUGAGAACCACCACCUCUCAGGACCUGAAGUGGGAAAAUCACAUAGACGCCAUGAUGAAAAAGGCCCAACAGAGGUUAUACUUCCUUCACCAGCUUGGGAGCUGCUGAAACCAUUCUAUUCCACCGUAAUUGAGUCUGUCCUGUGUUCAUCUAAAAGUGCCUGGCUUGGUUCAGCUACCAAAUCAGACAUCAGUGGCCUGUUGCAUGAAGCUUGUUUAACAAACUCUGAGUUUCAGAGUAGGUUUGCAGUUGACAAAUCCAGAUAAAUCCAACCUGGUUUAGAUCAGGAUCAACUGUUGCACAACGCUUGGUAUAAACUUUCUCUGUCAACUCAGGUUUAAUCCAGAGUUUGCAAAGUGCGUGCACCUGAAAGUGUGACACGUGCGGCAAACAGCCAAUCACACGGAACAAGGAGAACGUCAGUUUGAUUCACUUCUCACAAGAGAGCCGCGCAAUUCAUGUCGUUUCCGAAGAUUAAGAGAUCAUUAUGAAAAAUAUGAAAUAAAACGCAUUUACAAAGCAGGAAUAAACACUGAUGCAGUGAAAGUUUGAGAAGGCAGCUGAAAGAAAAUAUCUGACUAUAUCAAUGCAUGUGAAUUAAACAAAUAGACCAAAUAAUUAAUAUAGUUUCACAAAGAGCUCAAAAGAAUACAUGUAAACUUAAUCUGUUUAAAAGCUUUAUAUAUUAUGCAUGUAUUAUAUUUAAUUUAAAAGCAAAGUUUAAUAUUGUCAAUUAAUAUAAUCGGCCUAAUUAUAUGAAUAGGUCAUGAAUUAUUCAUAAUUUUAAUUUAUUUAAUAUAAAUAUAAUGAAUAAUUAACAGCAAAUGUUGAGAAAUUUUGUCUCUAAAAUGUUUUCACUAUAAACUGAUUUAAUUAGGAGCGAGAGAUACAGGAGGAGUGGCUUUAUUGCAUCAGACAUGUCACUUUACUCACAGCUGAUUGGUCGAGUUUGGGUCUGUGAUCUCUAACUCAGAAUAAAACCUGCUCCGGAGCAGGUUAGCCAUGUAAUGUCAGUUACCAUAGCAACAAACCCUGCUAAAAACCAAUCCACCUUCAUAAACCUGAAAAACCAGAGUUUGCUCAAACUAAUCUUGAACUUACCUGGGUAGAAACUGAAACCGGCUUUGUGCAACAGGCCACAGGAGACUACAACGUAUAGUCAGGAUGGCUGAGAAGAUUGUUGUCCCCCUGCCCACCCUCCAAAAUAUUUACACCUCCAGAGUGAGAAAAAGGGCUAAGAAAAUCACUUUGGACCCCUCACACCCUCAGCCCACUUUGUUUUCGAACUGUUGCCCUCCGGCCAGAGUUACAGAGCACCGAGCAUCAGAACAGCCAGACACACGAACAAUUUUUUUUCCCCCCCCUAGGCUAUAUUACAGGGUUUUUUUUUUUUAGUGUAUGGUUUGCAGAUUUGGUGUGUGGUUCUACUGUUUGAGUGUCAGGUUUCAGAAAUUGUGUGACAAGUAAGGAUUUUGUGUGUAAGUUGAAACUCUCAUAACUGUACAUUGUCUACCAUAACUGUACAUUUGUGCAUAACACCUAAAAUUGUAUAUCUGUAAAAUACAUAAUAAACUGUAUACUUGUAAAUAAAUAACAUCUGUACAUUCAUUAAAACUAUGUAUUCACUAAAACUUUUCUCUAUAUAUUUCUACUACUGUAUUAUAUUGCGUUAUUUAAUUUUUUGUUUCUUAUAUAUUUCAUUUCUAUUGUGUAAUUCCUAUGUAUGUCUGCACCAGGGGCAGACAUUAUAAACCUUCAGGGCUUUUGAAAAAUUACUUGGGGCUUAAGCCCAAGAAAUCACCCCCUUGCUCCGCCCCUGGUCUGCACUAUCAUAUGUGUCUACACUGUCUGUACUUCUGCACUGGAAGAUCCUGUCACCAAGACAAAUUCCUUGAGUAUGUAAACACACUUGGCAAUAAAGCUCAUUCUGAUCCGGA